Molecule: messenger RNA, 5029 nt
Organism: Oryctolagus cuniculus (rabbit)
Lineage: Eukaryota; Metazoa; Chordata; Mammalia; Lagomorpha; Leporidae
Source: RefSeq, a predicted model, not a curated record
ACAAUACAGUGGAUAAACCAACCGCCCAAGGUACCUCCGAUGCUCCGCUCAGCCACAGAGGGCGGAGUUAUAGGGCGUCCGCAGGGGUGGUGCCUCUGAGCCAGAAAGCACAGGUCUUCAGGGGCGAUCCAGUCUCAGCCUCUGGCUGGUUGUUGGGCUUCGAGCAGGAGGAAUCUCAGCUCUGGGCCAGCAGAGCCUCCACGCCCGGGGAGCGCGGGGCAGGCUGGGAGAACUCUCACAGGAAGAUCUGAAAGCGGUGGGUCAACCAGCAACUUCCGCCCAACCGCACUCAAUAAUCUGUCCAGAGUCCCCACUGGCCUCAGUCUGUGGUUUUAUAUAUUUUUGGACCAUCAGUGUAGGGUUGAUAAGGAUCCAAGGAGCGUGUGCUCAGGCCGUGGAUGGUUCUUAUCAAGCCCAUGCAGAUCUCCUGCAGUCAGCUUGGCUCUUGCUUAUUUUUGUUACUGUUAUGGUGAAGUUGUUUAAUUCUCUGCUCCUUACACUGAAUCAAACACUUGCAGUUUGUUCCUGAAUGAAAGAAGACUGAUAGUUCCAUAGAAAAUGGUUCUCAGACUCACAUGUGUGUGAGAAUCUCCUGGAAGAUUUGUUUAAACACAGGUAGCUAGACUUCUCUCCUUCUGAUGCUGAGAAUGUCCAUCUGGUGCUAACACUGCUGGUUCAGGGACUGCUGUCAGAACUACACAGUGCAGAAAUGGAAAACACAGGAGGUGGAGGGUGUGCCAAGGUGGAGGCUGGGACUCAUCCAUGGUUCAGGAGCUUCAGUUUCAACGACUCACCCGAGAACUGGAAGUGGAAAGGCAGAUUGUUGCCAGUCAGCUAGAAAGAUGUAGGCUUGGAGCAGAAUCACCAAGCAUCGCCAGCACCAGAUGUUUGAAUGCAUCUUUAGUCAGCACCAUGCUGGACCCUGUGAUGCUGACAUCAAAGGCUCUCUUCUCAACUGAGAAGUCAUUUCCUUGGAGAUCAGAGGUGCCAAAUACUGGUGCAAGCAAACCUAGAGUUUCUGACGCUGUCCAUCCCAACAACUAUCUCAUCAGGACAGAGCCAGAGCAAGGGACUCUUUAUUCACCAGAACAGACAUCUCUCCAUGAAAGUGAGGGAUCAUUGGGUAACUCAAGAAGUUCAACACAAAUGAAUUCUUACUCCGACAGUGGAUACCAGGAAGCAGGGAGUUUCCACAACAGCCAGAACGUGAGCAAGGCUGAUAAUAGACAACAGCAUUCAUUCAUAGGAUCAACCAGUAACCAUUUGGUGAGGAAUUCAAGAGCUGAAGGACAAACACUGGUUCAGCCAUCAGUAGCCAAUCGGGCCAUGAGAAGAGUUAGUUCAGUUCCAUCUAGAGCGCAGUCUCCUUCUUAUGUUAUCAGCACAGGCGUGUCUCCUUCAAGGGGGUCACUGAGAACUUCUCUGGGUAGUGGAUUUGGCUCUCCAUCGGUGACGGACUCCCGACCUCUGAACCCCAGUGCAUACUCGUCCACCACAUUGCCCGCUCAGCGGGCAGCCUCUCCGUACUCACAGAGACCCGCCUCCCCAACAGCCGUGCGCCGGAUUGGGUCAGUAACCUCCCGGCAGACCUCCAAUCCCAACGGACCAACCCCUCAGUACCAAACCACCACCAGAGUGGGGUCCCCGCUGACCCUCACGGAUGCACAGACUCGAGUAGCUUCCCCAUCCCAAGGCCAGGUGGGGUCAUCGUCCCCCAAACGCUCAGGGAUGACUGCCGUACCACAGCAUCUGGGACCUUCACUGCAAAGGACUGUUCAUGACAUGGAGCAAUUCGGACAGCAGCAGUAUGACAUUUACGAGAGGAUGGUUCCACCUCGGCCAGACAGCCUGACAGGCUUGCGGAGUUCCUACGCUAGUCAACACAGUCAGCUUGGUCCAGACCUUCGUUCAGCUGUGUCUCCGGACUUGCACAUCACCCCUAUAUACGAGGGGAGGACCUAUUACAGCCCAGUGUACCGCAGCCCAAACCACGGAACUGUGGAGCUCCAGGGGUCCCAGACGGCGCUGUUCCGCACAGGCUCAGUAGGUGUUGGAAAUCUACAAAGGACAUCCAGCCAACGAAGUACCCUUACAUACCAAAGAAAUAAUUAUGCUCUGAACACAACAGCUACCUAUGCGGAGCCCUACAGGCCGAUCCAGUACCGAGUACAAGAGUGCAAUUAUAACAGGCUCCAGCACGCAGCACCGGGUGACGAUGGCACCACCAGAUCCCCAUCAAUAGACAGCAUUCAGAAAGACCCCAGGGAGUUCGCCUGGCGUGACCCUGAGUUGCCUGAGGUCAUUCACAUGCUGCAGCACCAGUUCCCGUCUGUCCAGGCCAACGCAGCAGCCUACCUGCAGCACCUGUGCUUCGGCGACAACAAAGUGAAGAUGGAGGUGUGUAGGCUAGGGGGAAUCAAGCAUCUGGUUGACCUUUUGGACCACAGAGUUUUAGAAGUUCAGAAGAAUGCUUGCGGUGCCCUCCGAAACCUUGUUUUUGGCAAGUCCACAGAUGAAAAUAAAAUAGCAAUGAAGAAUGUUGGUGGGAUACCUGCCUUGUUGAGACUGUUGAGAAAAUCUAUUGAUGCCGAAAUAAGGGAGCUUGUUACAGGAGUUCUUUGGAAUUUAUCCUCGUGUGAUGCCGUGAAGAUGACAAUCAUCCGAGACGCCCUCUCAACCUUAACAAACACUGUGAUCGUUCCACAUUCUGGAUGGAAUAAUUCUUCCUUCGAUGAUGAUCAUAAAAUUAAAUUUCAGACUUCACUCGUUCUGCGUAACACGACAGGUUGCCUGAGGAACCUGAGCUCCGCAGGGGAGGAGGCACGGAAGCAAAUGCGGUCCUGCGAGGGGCUGGUGGACUCGCUGCUCUACGUGAUCCACACAUGCGUGAACACUUCCGAUUACGACAGCAAGACAGUGGAGAACUGCGUGUGCACGCUGCGGAACCUGUCCUACCGGCUGGAGCUGGAGGUCCCGCAGGCCCGGCUGCUGGGGCUGAACGAACUGGACGACCUGCUCGGAAAAGAGUCUCCCAGCAAAGACUCGGAGCCGAGCUGCUGGGGCAAGAAGAAGAAAAAGAAGAAGAGGACCCCACAAGAGGACCAAUGGGAUGGAGUCGGUCCUAUCCCUGGGCUGUCGAAGUCCCCCAAAGGGGUUGAGAUGCUGUGGCAUCCGUCGGUGGUAAAACCAUAUCUGACUCUUCUAGCAGAAAGUUCCAACCCCGCCACCUUGGAAGGCUCCGCAGGAUCACUCCAGAACCUGUCUGCCGGCAACUGGAAGUUUGCAGCCUACAUCCGGGCAGCUGUCCGAAAAGAAAAAGGGCUCCCCAUCCUUGUGGAACUCCUGCGGAUGGAUAACGAUAGGGUUGUUUCUUCUGUGGCAACUGCCUUGAGGAAUAUGGCGCUGGACGUUCGCAACAAGGAGCUCAUAGGGAAGUACGCCAUGCGAGACCUGGUCAACCGGCUCCCCGGUGGCAACGGCCCGAGCAUCCUGUCUGACGAGACCACGGCAGCCAUCUGCUGUGCCCUGCACGAGGUCACGAGCAAGAACAUGGAGAACGCCAAGGCCCUGGCCGACUCGGGAGGCAUCGAGAAGCUGGUGAACAUCACCAAAGGCAGAGGAGACAGGUCUUCUCUGAAAGUGGUGAAGGCAGCAGCCCAGGUCUUGAAUACCUUGUGGCAGUAUCGGGACCUCAGGAGCAUUUAUAAGAAGGAUGGGUGGAAUCAAAACCAUUUUAUUACACCUGUGUCGACAUUAGAGCGCGAUCGCUUCAAAUCACAUCCUUCCUUGUCUACGACCAACCAACAGAUGUCCCCCAUCAUUCAGUCAGUUGGCAGCACCUCUUCCUCACCAGCACUGUUAGGCAUCAGAGACCCUCGCUCUGAAUACGAUAGGACCCAGCCACCUAUGCAGUAUUACAAUAGCCAAGGGGACGCCACACACAAAGGCCUGUACCCUGGCUCCAGCAAACCUUCACCAAUUUACAUCAGUUCCUAUUCCUCACCAGCAAGAGAACAAAAUAGACGGCUACAGCAUCAACAGCUGUAUUAUAGCCAAGAUGACUCCAACAGAAAGAACUUUGAUGCAUACAGGUUGUAUUUGCAAUCUCCUCAUAGCUAUGAAGACCCUUAUUUUGAUGACCGAGUUCACUUUCCAGCUUCUACUGAUUACUCGACACAGUAUGGACUGAAAUCGACCACAAAUUACGUAGACUUUUACUCCACUAAACGACCCUCUUACAGAGCAGAACAGUACCCAGGCUCCCCGGACUCGUGGGUGUAGCAUUGAGACGCUCGGCAGAGGAACUCUUUCUUUCUAACCUUGCUUGGAUUGAGGUGAGAAGUCCGCCUUGCUGAUGUGAUGAUGAAAUGUGAAAGUGAAAUGGAAGGAAUGAGUGAAGAGCAUAUUUUUUUUUUCUUUUCUGAGGAAUUAUCAGGGAAGUGAGGAUACCUUUGGGAGAGGACUUUCUAAACUCUAUUUAGGUGUUAGGUCUAAUCACUUAUAGAUUAUGUAGUCUGGUGAAGGUGUGGGUGAUGUGAUGAGAGGUUUGAGAAGUGGAUGAAAUGAGAUGGGGUUGUGUAGGUCAUAUCAAAUUAAAGAUGAUUUUUUUAAUGUGAAUAAAGUUAUGUUCUGAUAGUUUGUACAGAAAAUAUAAAAUGGAUGCCCUUCAUGUUUUAUUGCUAUUACUAAAUGUCAAGAUUGUAUGCUAUUAUGUCUUGUAAAUUUCCUUUGUUGGUGUAAAUAUGGAAAUGCCACAUUGGUUAAGUGCCAUCAUUUGUAAUGCAGUGUGUCAUUUGAAAAGAGAUUUGAAGAAACUGACUGCUUAAAAAUCAAAGGGGAAGCCCAAAGAACUGUUAGCACUUCCAGCGCGACAUCCUUUGUCUUCACCACAAGUAGUGUAUUUGGAAGCACAAGGUCCAGUCUGGUACAGCAGCGCCACGCCCAUUCCCUGCCUCUUUCAUAGGACACUUCACUGCCAUUUUCUAUGCACAUGAAAGAAAAAUAAAUGUGGAACUUUCAUCCUUGGAAA